AUGGCGGCCUCGCUCCUACACGCCGCCGCCUCCUCCUCCCCGCUCGCGGGCCCCAGCCCGCCCGCCCGCGCGGCCUUCCGCCCCCUCGCCUCCUCCCCAUUCCUGCGCCUCGCGCGCUCCUCCCCCGACCUCCGCCGCUGCCGCCGCGUCGACGCCCCGCUCCGGGCGCUCACGGCCGGAGGGCCCGCCCCUCGUGCCCGCCGCUUCGUCGGCGCCUUGGCGGCGGAGGAACCUACGAGUUCCGAGCCGGGCGAUGACGCCGAGAAGGAGAACAUCGAGAUAGAGCCCGAGGAGGCGCAGGAGGUGUGGAGGGAGAUGCUCAAGCAGUUCAAGGGCGAGGCCAUCCGGAUGCAGGCCCUAACAACCGAGGCGUACGCUGUCUACUCCAAGAGGGCGAGGGAGGUGCUGCUGGAGGCCUCCGAGAAGCUCAAGAUCCAGGCGGACAAAGCGCAGAAGGACCUGAGCGUGAUCGCCGCGGAGGUCGGCGAGGAGGGCCAGGAGUACCUGAAGCUGGCUGCGCAGAACUCCCCGGACUCGGUCAAGGAUGUAACGGAGACCAUCAACGCGCUUGGCAAGCUGAAUGGGCCGUCGGAGUAUGCGGAUUAUCAUGUCGGCAUCCCGUUCGGUACCUAUCUUACGGUGGGAGGUUUCCUCAACUUUAUGCUAACUGGAAGUGUGUCUGCACUUCGCUUUGGUUUUGUUCUUGGGUUUGCGCUGCUGGCUCUGGGCAUCUCAAGCUUGAGAACGCAAAGAGCAGGUGGUCGUCAGCCUCGUCUUCUGCUGAAAGGGCAAGCUGCUAUUGCAAGCGUUAUCUUCUUCAGGGAAUUAUCAAUUUUCUUCCAGCGCGGGUGGUUUCCAAAUAUCUUCGUGGUCCUUCUGAGUGGAUUGGUAGCAGCCUUUUACAUUCAUCGCAUUGUGACCGGUGGCCACAAAGGUCCAAGCACCGAGAGUGGUUCAGAGAAUUAAUGGUUAUGCAACAUACUGGACGAAUCACAUGAUUGCUGAAACUUGAGUUCUGAAGAUUGAUUGCCACCCUUUGGCUCUCAUGGUUUCCCUGUUCCUUUAGCCUUCAACUCAGUCACACUUCACUUUGUCAACAGCGUCUGAAAUCUGAAGUGGCUCCUUAUAGUACACUUGGGACUCAAAAUACUUGCUCGCGUGCUCUCUGCCCUCAUGGUUGCACCCCUUUAUUCUUUUCUUCAUGUAAUAUAGAUGCUGCCCUGGAACAACAAUAAGAAAUGGCCCUUUGAAGGUCGUAGCAUGUACCUAGCUGUUCAUUACUUAUGUUUUUAUUGCAUACAACGUAGUUGUAACACAUUUGACAUCUAGUGAAAUUAGAUAAAACUGUUCAACA
Messenger RNA from Lolium rigidum, 1354 nucleotides. Its product is annotated as protein FATTY ACID EXPORT 3, chloroplastic. NCBI's taxonomy places the organism in Eukaryota, Viridiplantae, Streptophyta, Magnoliopsida, Poales, Poaceae. The record is from RefSeq and is a predicted model, not a curated record. The transcript has 7 exons. Gene Ontology annotation, cellular component: membrane. Bases 1 to 966 code for a protein of 321 amino acids.